UUUCCCAAUCCGCUGUCUGUCCCAACAGCGUGCGCCGCUGCAGCUCCGGUCAAACCGCCCAAGGCCCAGCAAAUCAUGAAUCGCUACAACCGUCCUGUCUCAAGGCCAACGGGAAGUCGAUAUAAUGAUGACUUUGGCUAUAGCAUGGAGCACCAGAACGACGAGCAGGUCGAUCUGCUCUCGCAAAAGACCAGUCAACUUCGAGAGAUUACUUUGAGCCUCGGAGACGAGGUCCGCAACCAACAGGAAAUGCUGCGUGGAAUGGAAACGCAAUUCGGAGCGACAGGCGACCUCCUUGGCCAGUCGAUGAAGCGCUUGCAGCAAAUGGCCAAGACACAGACCGGGCGGUGGUUUCUCUAUAUGGUCCUCUUUGUGUUGGUUGUCGUGCUGUAUGUAUACUUCUUUCACAUUAGAAAGUAGAUAUAAAAUCACCAGCCGGACCCUCGAGUCCGCUCCUGUGACUGAAGUUAUAUAUUUUUUGCGCACCACCCCACCGUCGAGCUGAACGUUCAAGAAAACGCACUCGGCCGUGGAGACCCGGGCGCAUCAAGCAUCGCUGGCGCAAGUCGGCAUUCG
Polychytrium aggregatum is the source of this 576-nucleotide messenger RNA. RefSeq lists its product as uncharacterized. Lineage: Eukaryota; Fungi; Chytridiomycota; Chytridiomycetes; Polychytriales. The transcript has 4 exons. Bases 76 to 420 code for a protein of 114 amino acids. The record is from RefSeq and is a predicted model, not a curated record.